CGGGGCCGGCCCGGCGAUGAGCGGCUCGAAGCCCAGGGUGGCCGCGGCCGGGCCCGGCGGGGCGCUGAGUCGCCUGCGCGGGCAGAGGAGCUCCAGCACGGCCAAUGCGCCUCCGCGGGCCGCCUUGCCGCCUCCGAGGACGGAGGCCGAGCUGCUGGCGCUGGAGGCGGUGCGGCCCGAGCACGUCCUGGGACUCGGCCGCGUCACGGAGCAUUACCUUUGCCGACCCGAAGACAACAUCUACAAUAUCGACUUCACCAAGUUUAAAAUCCGGGACCUGGAGACUGGGACGGUGCUGUUUGAAAUUGCCAAACCUUCAACUUUAGAGCAAGAGGACUACGAGUGUGACCUUGGGGAGGUGGACAGCAGCGCCGGACGCUUCGUUCGCUAUCAGUUCACUCCGGCCUUCCUGCGCCUACGGACCGUUGGGGCAACGGUGGAGUUCACCGUGGGAGACAAGCCCGUCUCCAACUUCCGCAUGAUCGAGAGGCACUACUUCAGAGACCGUCUCCUGAAGAACUUUGACUUUGACUUUGGCUUCUGCAUCCCCUGCAGCAGGAACACCUGUGAGCACAUCUACGAGUUUCCUCAGCUUUCCGAGGACCUCAUACGCUUGAUGGUCGAGAACCCCUACGAGACUCGCUCAGACAGCUUCUACUUUGUGGACAACAAGCUGAUCAUGCACAACAAGGCCGAUUACGCCUACAACGGCGGGCAGUAGCCAUUCCAGCACCGCCUGCGGAUGUUGCGCAGGCCAGAGGCAGCCCGGCCUUGCUCCUCCUUGCCAAGCGGGAGGGGCCUCUUCUGGGACAGUAAAGGAAUCCUCUGGGCCGCUCAUUCCUUGCUCCAUCGUGGCUUCCGUUGGCAUCCUGGUCUGGUGACAAGCCCGCCAGCGGCCCCUCCAAUGGACCAAGCUUGGCAGGCAUCCCCUUCCUAACGCAUCCCGCAGCCCAGAGAGCUGGGCAGGUGUCCGUUGCUCCUCCUCCCGCCUCCUGGCCUGCUUUGCACCUGAGCUGAUGUUUGUCAGGGCUGUCCCUCUGUCUUUGGGGUCGGAGGGGCCUGGAGGGGCUCCUGGGGAGGGCGGAACUUUGCAGCAUUUCAUUCUGGGCCUGUUCAAGCAACCGCAACCCCUCAAGGUCUGGCCUGCGUGGUAAAGAUGCGUGGGGCCCUCCUGGCUUCUCCUACCUAGCAGCUCUCACCGGGGAGGUGGGGGCCAUCCUAAUUUUUCCCCUCCCUUCCCCACCCCUCGAGAUUGCCGGGCAGAAGGCAAAGGCUGCAGGUGAGGACUGGCUUGGCCCUCUGGCUGCCCUCCCUGUAGACGCUGCUUUGGCAGGAGGGAUGUGGGGCACCCCAUGGCAGUCAGUGUCAAAGGGGGGGGGCUCCCGGGGGCAAUGGGGUAGUCUAAAAGAGCAACGCUUAAGCCUCUUAGUUGGGGGGAGGGUUAGCUGCCCCCAACAAAAGAGCUUCGGGUGCAGGACGGUUUUCUCUUUUGGAGGGGGGAAGGGGUCGGUUCUCGGGGUGGUCUGGGGAAGGGCUGGUGGUGAGAGUGGUGGGUCGACGCUUCCCUGGCUCUCUCUGGCAAAGUGCCUUUUUUCUCCAAGGGCUCUCCCCCCCCCCCCCCCCCCGACCCCUCACGGUUAAAACCAGGUGCCUUUGGAACUGCCCUCUGUCUGACCUGGAAGCCUCGGUUGGGCUGACCCCAAAGCAGGGGCCGUUCGCAAUAACCUUCCCUCUGUGCCUUCCUGGCCACUGACUGCCCAGCAAUACGAGGGGAACGGGGUACGUGUGUGGGGAAAAAUGGGGUGCCUCCCUGGGGACGAGGGAAUGGCGUCCGUUGGGGACCUGCCCUUGCACCUCCCUCCCACCCUCUCCCGGAGCUGCCUCUCUCCUGCUCUGCAAGGGCCACAUUUCGGCCACUCUUGCUGGGCAUGCAGGGGUCAGUUUGUGUUUCUGCCACGCAAAGAGUGGGGCUGCCCUUCCAAAGCAGCGUGUGAUUAGAAAUCCAGGCCUCCCUUUUGGGAGGGGGCCUGGGGUCAGCAGGGGGCUUCUCAACCUGCCCCAGGGCUGGAAAGGGGGCCUGAAAUUGAGGUGGUGCGUUUCCUCCUUUCUAGCUCAUGGAAAAAGCAAAAAGGGGGCUCCCCUAUAGACUCUCCCCCCUCCCCCACCUUUGAAAGGGAAGACCGGCUGUGGGGAGACCAGCUCCCAGCAAUGGGCAGCAGAUGUGGCCACCUUUGUAGCCACUGGUAGUCAUCCUGUCCGGAGCAUGUCCCACCCGAGUACUGCUGAGGAGCAGCCGUUUGGCCGUGACUUCUGUGUGUGGGUCAAAUGCUCACACACACACACACACCCCUCUAACCGUUUCCAGUUAGGCGAACUGACACACAGGCUCAGGGACUGGGAAUUGCAUUUCCCACGCUACGGGAGUUCUGGAAUUCUGUAUGCCAUGAUCUUAUGAGGUGGGCAUUUAGUGCAACAGUGCAGUGAAUUUCCCAAGGGCGGGAGAAGAUUGAGCACUGUGGCCAAAAGCAGCCCCCCCCCCCGCCCCGAUAGUGUGGCUUUGAAUUGGCCAUUGGCACUCCAUGCAAGGAGCUCUCCCUCCCCACACAACCUUGUGUGGCACGUGUGAAAUGCACAGGAGACGGUUCCUAGUUUUUCUAAUUUUCUGCCGGUAUUUUUCCAUAGAGAACGGCAGACGUUUCAAAAGUCCCCCCCCCUUCUCCCCCCCAAGUGAUUUCCUUCAUUGUAUCGUCUCCAUCAUGCUAUCAUUUUUAUAUCUCCUUGAUCUGCAGUAAUCUAGCCGACUUGUUUGUAUAAAGUGUUAUUUUGUCUGAAGCAAUAGUAAUUAAAAUAAAACC
Notechis scutatus (mainland tiger snake) is the source of this 2855-nucleotide messenger RNA. It is a transcript of the gene UNC119B, whose product is annotated as unc-119 lipid binding chaperone B. Gene Ontology annotation, molecular function: lipid binding. NCBI's taxonomy places the organism in Eukaryota, Metazoa, Chordata, Lepidosauria, Squamata, Elapidae. The record is from RefSeq and is a predicted model, not a curated record. Gene Ontology annotation, cellular component: cilium. Gene Ontology annotation, biological process: nervous system development; cilium assembly; lipoprotein transport.